Molecule: messenger RNA, 1722 nt
Organism: Chrysoperla carnea
Lineage: Eukaryota; Metazoa; Arthropoda; Insecta; Neuroptera; Chrysopidae
Gene: HnRNP-K
Product: heterogeneous nuclear ribonucleoprotein K
Exons: 10
Coding region: 226-1494 (422 amino acids)
Biological process (GO): regulation of transcription by RNA polymerase II; regulation of mRNA splicing, via spliceosome
Cellular component (GO): cytoplasm; nucleus
Molecular function (GO): mRNA binding
Source: RefSeq, a predicted model, not a curated record
UAUUAUAUUUUUGCCUCCAUAUAAAUUGUGUUUUUUUUUCUCAAUUUUUGUAUUUUAAUUGUGUAUUUUAUUUUGUUGUUUGUGGAAUUUUUUAAUAGAAGUGAUUCAUUGCAGAAUACUUGUUCUGAAAGUAGUUUUUGAAGAUUAUAAACGAAGAAGUAAGAAGGUGAAGAAAAAUAACAAUUUUUGAUUGUAAAAGGAAGAAAGAUUGAGGAAGAGAAUACAAUGAAGCGUGAAAAUGAAGGAGAUAUGGGUGUUCCCCCACACAAACGUUCGAGACGAGGUGAUGAAGAAGUUAGAUUACUCAUUCCCAGCAAGGUUGCUGGCUCGAUAAUUGGUAAAGGUGGUCAAAACAUCACUAAACUUCGCGGUCAGUACAAAGCCUCAAUUACUGUCCCUGAUUGCCCAGGCCCAGAACGCAUGCUAUCACUGUCUUCGGAUUUGGAGACGAUCUGUAAUGUUGUUAGAGAUGUUGUUCCCAAUUUAGAAGAGAAUGGAGCUCGUGUCAAUGGUGAUGAGCUUGAUUUACGUAUGAUGGUACACCAAAGCCAAGCUGGUUGUGUCAUUGGUAAGGGAGGUUACAAGAUCAAGGAGUUACGUGACAAAUGCGGGGCAAGAAUUAAAAUAUUCUCAAAUUGUGCUCCUCAAAGUACAGAUCGUAUUAUUCAAAUUGUUGGCCAACCCGAUAAGUGUAUUGAUUCCAUUCGUGAAAUUGUGACCCUCAUCAAAACCAACCCAAUUCGAGGACCAGUCAAUCCCUACGACCCACAUAAUUACGAUGAAUACUAUGCCGAAGAAUAUGGCGGUUAUGGUGGUCGUGGACAAAAUGAUCGUCGUGGUGGCAUGGACCGUCGCGGUGGUGGACGUAUGGACCGUGGUGGUGGCGGAAGAUUCGGUGGUGGAAACCGCGGACCACGUGGACCACCAAUGGGUGGUGGCAUGGGAGGACCACGCGGUGGAUUUGGUGGCCCACCACGAGGUGGUGGAUACAAUCGUAAUGAUGGAUGGGGUCCAAUGAACGGCGGUGGUGGUGGCAUGAUGAAUAAUGCACCAUCAAGCAUGAUGGGUAAUGGUCCAAUGGGUGGCGGUCCUGGCCCAAUGGGAGGUGGAAUGGGUGGUGGACCCGGUCCAAUGGGAGGUGGUAUGGGCGGUGGACCCAUGGGAGGCGGUAACAUGGGUGGGGGCUCCGGAAAUAGUAUGGGAGGAGGUGGUGGUGGUGGCAAUGGCCCAAACAAAACUUCAACCCAAGUCACUAUCCCCAAAGAUUUGGCUGGAGCUAUUAUUGGUAAAGGAGGCGGCCGUAUUCGAAAAAUUCGCGCUGAUUCUGGUGCAGGAAUCACGAUUGAUGAACCAUUACCAGGUUCCAACGAUCGUAUUAUAACUAUUACGGGAGCACCAAAUCAAAUACAAAUGGCGCAGUAUCUUCUGCAGCAAAGUGUUCACGAGAAUAAUGGCCGUGGUGGUGGUGGAGGCGGCGGUGGAAAUAAAUACUAAACAAAAUUUAAAGAUGGCAUAUAAAUAAAAAUGCUUCUGUUGUUCAUUACUCGAACAAAGUCUUACAAGAUGUUAAAAAGAAAAAUAAUAAAAUAGCAUAAAUAUUAAAAUAAUAAUAAAUACUGUGUAAGUUUUAACAAAUAAGAAUUUAAGAGUACUUUACAAUUAAGUUUUGUUUGUCAAUUUUUUAAACAACUACAAAAAAAAAAAUUAUUUGUCUGAGAAAAA